GUCAAGAGUACGGCGUCUCCGAUAGGCUUUAUCCUUUGAAAUCGCUAUUCGCUGCAACAUGGCGAGCGUCGCCGUCGGGACGCCGUGGCUUAGGGUUAGGUCUCUGCCGGAGAUUGCGCCUUCCUUUUUCCGGCGUCAGUCUUCUUCCAUCUUCUACUGCUCCCGGCGAAAAUUCGCGGUGGUUGCAUGUUCCGGCAACAGUGAUGCGCCUGUUAGAGUGCGUUUCGCGCCUUCUCCGACAGGGAAUCUCCAUGUCGGAGGAGCCAGGACUGCUCUCUUCAACUACUUGUUCGCCAGGUCGAAAGGAGGGAAAUUUGUGUUGCGGAUCGAGGACACGGAUUUGGAGAGAUCAACACGUGAAUCUGAGGCAGCUGUGCUUCAGGAUCUUGCCUGGCUUGGUCUUGACUGGGAUGAAGGCCCUGGUGUAGGUGGAGAUUAUGGUCCAUAUCGGCAGUCCGAAAGGAAUUCUCUUUAUAAACAACAUGCUGAGAAGCUUUUGGAGUCAGGUCAUGUCUAUCGUUGCUUUUGUUCCAAUGAGGAACUUGAGAAGAUGAAGGAGAUUGCAAAGCUGAAACAGCUGCCUCCAGAGUAUAGUGGGAAAUGGGCAACUGCUACUGAUGACGAAAUACAUAAGGAGCUGGAGAAGGGUACUCCUUACACAUAUCGGUUCCGCGUGCCAAAGGAAGGUUCUUUGAAAAUUAAUGACCUCAUUCGUGGCGAAGUAUGCUGGAACUUGGAUACACUUGGAGAUUUUGUGGUAAUGAGGAGCAAUGGCCAGCCUGUUUACAACUUUUGUGUUACAGUAGAUGAUGCUACCAUGGCCAUUUCACAUGUUAUAAGGGCUGAAGAACACCUACCUAAUACUUUGAGACAGGCGUUAAUAUACAAGGCUCUUGGGUUUCCGAUGCCCCAAUUUGCACAUGUUUCAUUAAUUCUUGCUCCAGACAGAAGUAAACUCUCCAAGCGACAUGGGGCAACCUCUGUAGGUCAGUACAAGGAGAUGGGAUAUCUUCCCCAGGCAAUGGUCAAUUAUUUGGCUCUUUUAGGUUGGGGUGAUGGCACUGAAAAUGAGUUUUUCACACUUGAGGAACUUGUUCAAAAAUUCUCGAUUGAGCGUGUCAACAAAAGUGGUGCUGUUUUUGAUUCUACUAAGCUAAGAUGGAUGAAUGGUCAGCAUCUGAGGGCACUACCGUUUGAAAAGUUGAAAAAACUUAUUGGUGACCGAUGGAAAUACGCUGGUAUCCUCACAGAAUCGGACGGCCCUUUUGUAGAUGAAGCUCUCCAACUUCUGAAAGAUGGAAUUGAUUUGGUGACAGAUUCAGACAAAGCACUUUCGAAUUUGCUUUCGUAUCCUCUGCAUGCCACAUUGGCUAGUCCUGAGGCUAAAGCCGUCGUGGAAGACAAGCUUCAUGAAGUUUCAGCCAGCCUCGUGGCUGCUUACGAUAGUGGUGAGAUCCCUAACGCUCUAGCGGAAGGUCCUGGAGGUUGGCAGAAAUGGGUCAAAGCCUUUGGCAAAUCGCUCAAACGCAAAGGAAAAGGGCUUUUCAUGCCACUUCGAGUGUUGUUAACUGGAAAACUCCACGGACCCGAGAUGGGUUCGAGCAUCGUCCUGCUUCACAAAGCUGGAACUUGCGGAAUCGUGGCUCCUGACACUGGUUUUGUGCCAAUGGAUGAGCGGUUUAAGAUACUGCGGGAAUUUGACUGGGAAGCUCUGAACAAUGGCGGCGAGGCAAUGCCUCUCCAGUCUACGGCCGCUGUAUCGACCUGAAAGAAACUCGUAGUUGUUUAUAUUGCCGGCGGCAAAAAAAACUGCAGAAAAUGAUUCCAAGUGUCCAUGCACUUGCUCUGAGACAAAUUGCGGGAAGAGUUGGCAGAGUUUUAGUAACUGAGACAUUAUUUAUCUGUUGUUUUUGUUU
Molecule: messenger RNA, 1916 nt
Organism: Tarenaya hassleriana
Lineage: Eukaryota; Viridiplantae; Streptophyta; Magnoliopsida; Brassicales; Cleomaceae
Product: glutamate--tRNA ligase, chloroplastic/mitochondrial
Exons: 13
Coding region: 59-1768 (569 amino acids)
Biological process (GO): glutamyl-tRNA aminoacylation
Molecular function (GO): tRNA binding; zinc ion binding; glutamate-tRNA ligase activity
Source: RefSeq, a predicted model, not a curated record